Thyridium curvatum is the source of this 1398-nucleotide messenger RNA. RefSeq lists its product as uncharacterized. The record is from RefSeq and is a predicted model, not a curated record. Lineage: Eukaryota; Fungi; Ascomycota; Sordariomycetes; Thyridiales; Thyridiaceae. Bases 1 to 1398 code for a protein of 465 amino acids. The transcript is spliced from 2 exons.
AUGGCUACCGUCACGACCCAAACCCACCAUACUCAGGUGCAGGUUCACCAGCAGAUAUCAAAGUCGAACGUGCCGCUCCUUGACCAGCGGUUCGCCAAGCUCAAGCAAGGCCUGGUCAAGCCGGAGCAUAAGCAGAAAGUCAUUGAUUCCUAUUCGAGACUGUGCAACUUCCUCGAAAAUGAAGCCGAUCGGAUCCAGCGAAAUGGUCCCAAUAUGGUGCCCAGCAUUGACUUUGGUGACGUGCUAAGCAAUGGCGGGAAACUCUCAGCCGACUUUGCUGACCUAGUCCGCGAGCGGGGAUGCGUGAUUCUACGCAACGUGGUUCCUGAAGAGCAGGCGGCCGCGUGGGAAGGGCAAUUGAAGGACUAUACACAGAGACACAAGAGCGUGGGCGGCUAUCCGGUCGACAAUCCCCAAAACUGGUCCUUGUGGUGGACUCCAGCCCAGGUCCAGAUUCGCAGCCACCCACGCGUGCUGCAAGCUAUGGAUUGCGUCUCUCAGCUCUGGCACGUCUCGGAUCCUACCCUCCCCGUAGAUCUUGCCUCUCAGGUUGUCUACCCCGACCGUUUCCGCAUCCGUUACCCCAGCAAGGACGCCGAAUAUACGCUGCCAGCACACUUGGACAGCGGUGCUAUCGAGCGGUGGGAGGACGUGGAGAACCGAGAGAACUAUAGGGCCAUUUUCGAGGGCCAUUGGGAGAAGUGGGAUGGCUGGGCAGCAGACCGGCGCGUCAACGCAGUGAGUGACUUGUAUGGCACUGAGGCGGCCUGCUCGUGUUGGAGGAGCCUCCAGGGAUGGCUCUCCAUGUCGCACACCGGAACCGGCGAAGGGACCUUGCGCCUCUUGCCCAACCUCAAGGCAUCUGUCGCAUACUCUAUGCUACGCCCGCUGUUCCACGCGAGAGAGGAGUACGAUGACACGCAGCCGACCUUCCCAGGGUCAAGGCCCGGCGGCACGCAGUUCUUGCCGACGGACGAGACCCACCCGCACCUGCGCAUGGAGAAGAGCAUCGUCGGCAUCCCGCCCGUGAAGCCAGGCGACUAUGUGUUCUGGCACUGCGAUCUUAUCCACAUGGUCGAUCGAUAUCACCCCGGCAUCCGCGACUCAAGCGUAUCAUACAAUGGGUGCAACCCGUUAACGCCUUACAACAUCGAGUCUCUCAUUAGCGUCCGCGAUGCUUUCCAGCAGGCCGUGCCCCCAAAAGACUUUGCGAAAUACGAGAUCGUGAACGAAAAGGAGUGCGAGCAUGAGGACCACGGUGCCAGAGUGGAGAAUGUCCUUAGCGAAACAGGACUGCGAGCGCUGGGUCUCAAGAAAUUCAAUGAAGACGAGCCGGGGUUGACGCAAGGCCAGCGAGCCAUCAGAAGGCUUGCCAAUCAACUCUUGGGCCACUGUUGA